AACGCCUCGUCUGAUUGGUUAGCUGCUCCAACCUGGCUCGCGCUUAUUGGUCAAUCCGGCUGACGCGAAGGAAGUUGAUUGGUCUGCGCCAAAAUUCAAACUGCCUGGGCGAAGAAGACGGAAGUGGCGACUUUCACCUUCUCGGUGUAAAUGAAGUUACGAUUUCACAUCGGCGAGAUCAGAAACUAAAGGAUAAACCGAGAUCUGAUAUAAUAUGGAGGUACCCGGUCUGCUAUGAACAGGACGAUGGCGAGUCCCAGGAGGCCGAUAAUCCUCAAGAGGAGGAAACGGCCGUUUCAAAGAAACGAAGCCGACGAGACGCAGGACAAACCUACGACGUCCGGAGCACGAUCCGUCUAUGCAUCUGCACAAGACGGCAUCCGCAUCAUGGACCAUCCCACCAUGCCAGACACACAAGUGGUCGUCAUACCAAAAACCGCCGAUCUUCAGAGCGUCAUCGAUGUGCUGACUGCCAAGGGGAAGGAAAGUGGUACUCAGGGGCCAAACAAGUUCAUUUUGCUGAGUGGAAGCAGUGGAUCUGUGGAUGGAGUUAAAGCUCUGGUCCAGGCCACAUCAGAGACUAAAAACCUCCUCAGACCUGAAGCAGUGUCGAUGAAAAAUGAUGACAGCGUGUUAGAUGACAGCCUGACAAACAUCCAGUGGUUGGGGAAAAUGAACACGCAAGUCUCGGGUCCCGAAGCAGGAAAGAAAGACUCUGACAAAGAGAAUUUCGAUGGCUGCGUACAGCUCCAGGAGCCACAACACAGAGAGGAAGAACCGAGUGCCGUUAAGGGCCCUCUGUCAGAAAGACCACCGUACUCCUACAUGGCUAUGAUCCAGUUUGCAAUCAACAGCAAGAAAAAUAAGAUGAUGACACUGAAGGAGAUCUAUAACUGGAUAGAAGACCAUUUCCCUUAUUUCAGAAAUGUAGCUAAACCUGGCUGGAAGAACUCCAUUCGCCAUAACCUUUCCUUGCACGACAUGUUCAUCAGAGAGAGCACACCAGACGGCAAGAUCUCCUACUGGACCAUUAAACAUGAAGCAAACCGCUGUCUGACAUUAGACCAGGUGUACAAGCCUGCCGUUGAUCCAUCGGCCUCCUCUUUCCCACAAGCCAUGCAAGUCUGUUACCAACAACAACAGAAGCGAGUUGUGGCUGAUCCAAAGAAAGCUACAGUCUGCACUACAGAGAGGAAAAUGAAGCCUCUUCUGCCUCGUACGGACUCGUACUUUGUGCCCAUUCAACUGCCUCUGACUCCAUCUCUCUUCCUGCCCUCAUCGGCAGCGGCGCUGUCUCUGUCCACCCCUCAGCAGACCUCCACUGCUUCUAAUCCCGUCUCCAGAUCAGGGUGCAAGAGGCUUUGCAUUGCUCCUAAGGUCCCCAAGAGUGAAUCCAGUGUGGUGGUGAUGUCUGCCCUGGUUGCUGAAGUAAAGGAAGAACGUGUGUGUGCACCAGUCAGUGAACCCUGCAGCAGCAAACAGAAAGAGAUGAGCAGCUCGCGUCGGAAGCAGCGUCUAGUCCCACCUUCCACCGAGGAGCCUGUUCUGCUCUUUCCAGACAGCACCUUCUUCGAUUCCGGCUUGGUCUCGGAUGUCUCCGCCUUCCAGGAAAUGGAGUGCGAUCUGGAGCCCGGGCAUGACUUGCAGUUGCAAAGCGAAACCUUUAAAACCCCGGACAAAGGGAGCCACCCGGCUUCCUCCACACCCAGCAAGUCACUGGAGCCGUGGGAGAUCACACCGCUGGAUAAAAGGAACCGCGGCGUUCUGGAUUUCAGCCCAAUCAGAACACCACCACAGAGGCACGAGCACAGCGGGUUGAGCUUCUGCAGCACGCCUUUCAGAGACCUGCCGCUGUUCGGUUCCCCCCGUGAGCUGCUCGCUUCCUGUUCCCACGAGCAGCAGAAGGAAUCUAGCAGCCACUCGCUCACCGAGGGCUUUGUUCUGGACACCAUGAACGACAGCCUGAGUAAAAUCUUGGUGGACAUCAGCUUCUCUGGGCUGGAGGAUGACGACCUGGGCAUGGCCAACCUCAGCUGGUCACAGUUUAUUCCUGAGAUGAAAUUAGAUGCAUCACUUUAAAAAAACUCUAUUCAUGCUGCUCACAUGCUUUUUUAACUGCCUCUUUGCAAUGUUUGUGUAUAUAUAUUAUCCUUGCUUUAUAUAUCUAAUAGACUUUCUGACUUUCAGUCUAUCUCCAUGCACAGUUUUAAAAAAAAUUGUAAUUUAAUCUCUUGCUUGAUUCUCCAUUUUGAUGCACGGUGAGUCGGACAUGACCUCCAAGUUCCCAUGCAAAAAAAAAAAAACUGGACACAUUUCCUAUAUAAGCUGCUCAUGCUGAUUUUCACUGCCAUUGCUUUUUCCACAUAUCCAUGUAUCUCUUUUUUUUUCUCUUACAGAUUUUUCUGUAUGUGUGCUUUUGUGUGUAAAACUCCGUCAUUUUACUGUACAUAUGUGAAAUUUGAGUGUAUUCAUCACUCCAAGGUGUUUAGCGAAGGAAUGUAUUGAGAAACCGAUUGGUCUGAUUUGCACAACUUGUAAUAUAAUAUGUAUGUAGAUGUAUUUUUAGGUAUUUUAAAACUGAGUGUAAAUGAGUAAAUAGAUUUAAGCAAAUCCCCAAGUAGACACUACUGCAUGCAAAGAUUUCAACAUUGAUGGGGAAAACAAAUGACUUGAUGAAUUGAAGCUGAUGAUUUUCUUCUAAUUAUUAUUUUUAAACAAUACAAUAAACCAAUAAACAACACAAUAAACCAGAUCUGUAAACAAAUUCUCCAAUACAGUUGAAUAGAACUGAGAUUUCUCUCUUGUAUUUUUUUACCUCAUGAAUUUAACGAUCUUGUCUUGGCACUCGGUUUAUCGUAUGCCAGCAGCUUACUACUGUACAGUAUUUAUGGUGCAGUGUUUGUAGGUCCUAAAGGCCUAGGCCAAGUAAAAAUAUUAAUUUCCACUGAGACACAAACUGAUAUCAAACACAUCAAGCUAUCAUGUGUAGCUUAAAGGGAAAAAAAAGGCAAGUCUGCAGUUUUGCAUAAAAACUCAACUCGCUUUUUAAUUACAUCAGGAAUUACAUCGCUUUGGUCUUACAUCAAUUCUCUCUGUCAGUACAUUGGCUUAUUGUCCAUUUCUUUGGUUUUAUUUACUCCAGCAUUUCAUUUCAUAUCUUAUACACACACGAACAGCUGUAACAUGGUGUGCAGGAUUCUAGAAUAAAUAAUAAAGAUAUGUUUUAACACA
This is a messenger RNA of Tachysurus fulvidraco (yellow catfish), 3231 nucleotides long. Its product is annotated as forkhead box protein M1-like. The transcript is spliced from 9 exons. Gene Ontology annotation, biological process: G2/M transition of mitotic cell cycle; regulation of DNA-templated transcription. The record is from RefSeq and is a predicted model, not a curated record. Bases 235 to 2079 code for a protein of 614 amino acids. Gene Ontology annotation, molecular function: sequence-specific DNA binding; DNA-binding transcription factor activity. NCBI's taxonomy places the organism in Eukaryota, Metazoa, Chordata, Actinopteri, Siluriformes, Bagridae.